UGCAAAUUGAUGGUUCAUGUCAUAACAUCAUGAAGUUCCCGAAGAAGAAAUUAGUCAAGAUUCAGCCUCUAGCCUUGGGUAAAAGUCACGUUCAUCUUACAGGGCAAGGGGCGUGUACUUGUACUUAUUCAUCUCCUUCGGCCCUGGAACAGAAGUACAAGAUCAGACGCAGUGCUCCUAUAUAACCCCCUGAAAUCUCCUCAUCUUUGUCGAAUUGCCAACACAAGCCCGAUUUAUUUCUGAGGACUACUAUAAGGACAAGGUGCAUUCAUUUCUCGUCUUUACAAAAUUUGUCCAAGAAGAUAUGGCAUCUUUCCCAAGGCCAGAAAACGAACAGUGUCAGUACAAGUAUGAUGUCUUCCUGAGUUUCAGAGGUGAGGAUACCCGCAAAAACUUUGUUGACCAUUUUCACGAUGCUUUAAGGCGUAAAGGAAUUGUGGCCUUUAAAGAUGAUGAUGACCGAAAUCUUCCAAGGGGAAAAUGUAUUAAACCAGAAAUAUUGGGGGCAAUAGAGAAGUCAAGAUAUGUACUUGUUAUAUUUUCUGAAAACUACGCUUCUUCUACUUGGUGCCUGGAAGAAGUUGCUAAGGCUAUGGAGUGCAAGGAUAUCAAAAAAGGAUUAGUGAUACCGAUCUUCUACAAGGUCAGUCCAUCUGAUAUACGAAAACUGAGGGGAAACUUUGGGAGAGACUUUGCUGAAACUAAGAAAACUUAUACGAGCGACAAGGGAGAUAUAAAGAGGUGGAAUGAUGCACUGAGACAAGUAGCUGAUCUCGCCGGAAGAGAAUUGAAAGAUGGAUAUGAGAGACAGUUUAUUGAGGAAAUCAUGAGAGAACUGGAAAAUAGAGUGGGUCCUUGGCUGUCCUAUGUUGUAGGUGAUCUUGUGGGGAUGCAUUCCCGUGUUGCAGAAGUAGUUGAAUAUUUAUGCUUAGAUGAGAGUGAUGUCUGUAGUAUUGGCAUAUGGGGAAUGGGUGGCAUAGGCAAAACAACUGUUGCACGAGCAAUUUUUGACAAAAUCCAGGGCCAAUUUGAUGAUGGAUGUUGUUUUCUUGCCAAUGUUAGAGAAAUUUCAGAAAAGAAUGGUCUGGUAUAUCUGCAAAACCAGUUUCUUGGUGAUAUUCUCCAACAGGACAAUAUGAGAAUCAGGGAUGAUCAAAGAGGAGCGAACAUGAUAAAAGAACGACUGCGAAAUAAAAAAAUUCUCAUUAUACUUGAUGAUGUGGAUGAAAAGGAGCAGCUGGAAAAACUAGCAGGACAUCUUGAUUGGUUUGGACAUGGGAGUAGGAUCAUUAUAACAACCAGAGAUGAACAUUUGCUUCUCCAAUAUGGAGUAAAUUCCACAUAUAGGGUGGAGGGCCUAUCCUUUGAUGAGGCUCGCCAACUAUUUUGUUCAAAAGCUUUUACAAGUAACCAUCCUCCAGCAGAUUUUGAGGAGCUCAUGAAGCAGGUUAUUGAAUACGCUGGUGGCCUUCCUCUAGUCCUUGAUGUCUUAGGUUCCUUUUUGGCCUAUAGGAGCUUGAAGCAAUGGAAGAGUGCACUGACCAGACUCAAAGAAUGUCCAGAAGGGAAAAUUUUUGACCGGCUUAAGAUAGGUUAUGAUGGACUACAGCAAAAAGAGAAGGAGAUUUUCCUAGAUAUUGCCUGUUAUUUCAAGGGAAAGGAGAAACCUUAUGUUACAAAUGUUCUGGACAAUUGCGGCUUGUACGCAGAUAUUGGAAUCGAAGUCCUUGUCAAUAGAGCUCUUAUCCAAAUCGUUGGCAACAAACUGUGGAUGCAUGAUUUGCUACAAGAGAUGGCUUGGGAAAUUGUUCGUCGAGAGUCUCCUGAAGAGCCAGGAGAACGAAGUCGAGUCUGGCUUUUUGAGGAUGUAUGCCAUAUUCUAUCAAAAAACUCGGGAACAGGAAAAGUCAAAGUCAUAGUCUUGCAAUCUGGGGACAAUAGAAUAGUGCACUUGAAUGGAGAGCCCUUUGCAAACAUGACUAACUUAAGAAUUCUUGAUGUUCGUGCCACCCACCUCUCUUCUGGUUUUAAGCACCUUUCAAAUGAAUUACGCCUGCUACGAUGGGACAACUGCAGUCUUAAAUCAUUUCCACCAAGUUUUCUUCUAGAGAAUCUUCUCGAACUCCAUAUGCAGGAUAGCCUCCUUCGCAGCCUCUGGAAAGGGGAAAAGAUGCAGGUCUUGGAGAAGUUAAAAGUUAUCAACCUCAAUGGUUCCGAAUUAUUCGUGGAGACUCUAAACUUCAAAAAUGUCCCAAAUCUAGAGAGGCUAAUUCUCAAAGGUUGCAAAGCAUUAUCUCAGGUUCAUCCUUCAAUUGGAUAUCUGAAAAGACUCAGUCUACUUGACUUAGGUGACUGUGAAAACCUCACGGGACUUCCAGAUAGCAUAGGUAAUCUAAAAGCUCUCAAAGUUCUUAAUCUGUUUGGAUGUUCAAAUCUUGAAGAAUUGCCUGAGAGCAUUGGGGGCUUAGAGUGCUUAGAGGAGCUUGAUAUUAGUGAAAGUGGCAUAACACACCUCCCAUCCAGCUUGACAUUCUUACAAAAUCUGAAAAAGUUAUGCUUUCAUGUUAGUAAAAGGAGGCCACAAAAUUUUUGGAGGACAAUGACACGUACGUUGGGAAGAGCUCUGAACUCUGGACGUCCGCGGUUGUUUUCAUUUUCAGGACUAUCCUCUUUGACAGAGUUGAGUCUGAGUGGCUGCAGUCUUCUGAAAGGAGAAAUUCCUAGUGAUAUUAACUCUUUAACCUUCUUGAGGUCUUUAGACCUAGACGAAAACUUUUUUACCACCAUAACUACAAGCAUCGAACAUAUCUCUGGCCUGCAAUUUCUCAUAAUAAAUCAUUGCAAAAAGCUUAAAGUGUUACCAAGACUUCCAGAAAGCACAAUGGUUGUGGUGGCUAAGAAUUGCCUCAGAUUGGAAAGGAUAUCAAACCCAUUCAUUGUAUGCACACUACCUGAUUCGGGAUUUUACUUCCUUAACUACUCCAGUUUGCUUCCUCAAGAUCUUGAUUUAACUUUGCAGCAGAAGUACUCCUUAUCGUUGCUUCAUUACAUCUUUUGCCGUUCCACCAGACAUUUUUUUGGAACUUACAUGGUGUCUCCAUGUCUACAAUGUGAAAUACCCGAGUGGUUCAGCUACCAGGCAGUUGGACCUUUGUUGGACAUAGACAUGCCCCCUAAUUGGCAUGACUAUAACUGGAGAGGAUUUGCCAUCUGCGCAUCCUUUAAACAAAUCAAGUGCAGCCCCUGUCAAGACCUGGAAAAUGACCACUUCAUUUUCUGUGGGUUCCAUGCUGAUGGAAAUCAGCUAGGUCCCUUAUUUAAGUUUCCCAUCAGAUUUGUCAAUUCAGGUUGCCUUUGGCUAGGUCAUGUGUUAGAUACUGAAUUUCCAUGUGAUACAAAUUGGGAGACAAUGUCAAACCACAUUGUUGCUUCAUUUACUAUCACCAACCCUGGGUUAAAGGUGGAAAAGUGUGGUGUUCAUCUGGUUUAUAAGUGGAGUCCAUCACAGUUCGAUGAUUAUUUAGUUAGGUGGUCUAGCUCAUCGCCCAGGGAUUGGGAUAGAUUCUACCAUGAGCUUCAACCACCAAGGAAGGUCAAUAGUGUCUACACAGAUUCCAUUGAUCCGUACCUAUACAAAGUGAAUGAAGGUGUAAUGUGCUGUGGGGUCUAUGAGGUUCAACGCUACCCCUUCAAAUUACUCAAUGACUAUCAAUUUGUGAUUUGGUGUCAUUCGAUAUGUACAGAACAGCCAGAAUGGCCAGGGUGGCAUGCUUAUUAUUUGAAUAGAAGGUUCUCCAAGAACUAUCAAACGUGGUUGGCUAUCUUUAAUUUACCUUAAUUUCAAAUGAAAAAUUCCAUGUACACUAUUUGCUCGAAGAUAUCGCAAGAGCACACUGAAUGUCCCCGAGCAACCUCCAAGACUUCGACAAGUGUCCGAUGAUGAUUUUGAUGAUGAUUUUGAUUGAAGGUAAUCACUACUAGAUUUGAUCAUUUGCCGGAGCUUGGGUUAGACCUAUCGAAAUCCAAAUAGACUAUGAAAACUCAUGUUAGUCCUACCUAAAAUUCUAGAAUAUCACCAGCGGCACCAACAUCUCCAAAAUAAUAAGGGGAAUAAUUUUUGCUGGCUUUUGUGUUUUCCUGACUCACCAAACAAAAUCUUUCUUACCGGUUCUAGAAUUCUAUCAUUUCACGAUGGAAGUUCCACGUGUAGUGUAAGUGGAUUCCUUGUUUUUGAGAAACUUAGGCCAUACUUUAAUACUAGAAUGUAUAUUUUCAUCAAAUACUAAUUUCACUUCUCUAACUUUUUGGAACAAUCCGUAAUUUUUUACUUUCCUACUUACUAUAUUUUUACUUUGACUUUUUUCUCUAAAAUCACAGUUCCAAAUACAAAUUGUAAUGUAUUGCUAAUCUACAAAUUGUAAAACCCUCUCCAUGUAAUUGAGUUUUUAUUGGCUAAAUCCCUUGUGGCGCCCAAGGAGGCCAAGAACCUUAACGAGCUUUUUCUGUAAACCUUACGGAUUAUUAAAUCCUUGCACGCCAUUAAUUUUUCUUUUAUCAGGUGAGGCGACACCUCUACUUUUUUUUCUUUUUUUUCCAACGGUAGGAGAAUUUAAAUAUGGCGAGUUCUUCCAUCUCUUUCUUUAGCUUUUGUAUUUUCCUUUUUUUCCUUUGCAUACUCAUCAUGGGAGAUUGAUCUGUCUAUAAAAUCAUCUCUUUCUGGA
Molecule: messenger RNA, 4721 nt
Organism: Eucalyptus grandis
Lineage: Eukaryota; Viridiplantae; Streptophyta; Magnoliopsida; Myrtales; Myrtaceae
Product: disease resistance protein RPV1
Exons: 7
Coding region: 305-3838 (1177 amino acids)
Biological process (GO): signal transduction; defense response
Molecular function (GO): ADP binding; protein binding
Source: RefSeq, a predicted model, not a curated record